Messenger RNA from Striga hermonthica, 1254 nucleotides. The record is from the annotation of a GenBank genome assembly. Lineage: Eukaryota; Viridiplantae; Streptophyta; Magnoliopsida; Lamiales; Orobanchaceae.
AGAUCUGUGUACUUUAGAAAAUCAGUCAGAAUAUUUUUCCACGUGUUCAAUAAUUUUGAACUUUCUCAAUGUUCAGAUGCCGCCACGUAGGGAACCCGAUCAUCUAGCUCCUACUCAGGCUACAGUGGUCGCCCAGUUCCACGACUAUCAUGCCGAAAAGUUCUCAGGGCAGGGAGAUCCUCGUAUAGUUGACGAGUGGAUUCAGGGCCUGGAGUUUAUCUUCGAGUUAAUCCGCGAGAAGUACUAUCCCACAUACUACCGAGCAGAGAUGGAGCGUCAGUUUCUAUCGCUCCAGCAGGGUACUCGUACUGUUGACGAGUACGAGAGGGAGUUCACUAGACUUGCAGCUUUCGUUCCUGAUUUGGUCCGCACAGAGGCCCAGCGAGCACAGCGUUUCAUUGACGGGCUUUACCCAGCAGUCCGUCAUAACAUCGUAGGCCACGGGACACAGACGUACGCACGUGCAGUCUCCAUUGCCCAGGAGGUGGAUGCCAGCAUUAGGAGGGAGGCCGUCCGUGAUCAUUUCCAGUCAUCCGCCCCUGCUCAGUCGUCUUCAGUUCCACCGAUGCCAGCUCUACCAUCUACCCAGCCGCCAAAGAACAACAAGAGGAAGGGGAAAGGUGCCCCGGCAGAUAAGAGGACCCGACAGAGGCUACAGCAGAUCCCUCAGUGCCUGACAUGCGGACGACUUCACCGAGGCGAGUGUCGCUUUGGUCAGGAUGUAUGCUACUACUGUCACGAGCCCGGACACUUCGCGAAUCGUUGUCCGAAGAAGGCGCAGCAGCCUCAGCAGCCACCGCAGCAGCAGCAGCCCCGUCAGCAGGCACAGAGGCAGCCUCAGCAGCAGCAGCAGAGGGGCAGACAGCAGGCCCGAGUUUAUGCCGUCGAUCAGGCAGAGGCCGAACAGCAGCCAGGUACCAUGUCAGGGAUGGUUAUUCUUAAUAAUGUUCCCGUGUUUGCUUUAUUCGAUACUGGAGCGACACAUACUUUCAUUUCACGACGAUGUCUUGACGCCAUCGGAGUUCACGCUACUACCGCUAUCCAUUCUCUUGAGGUAAGUUUGGCCUCGGGACGAAAGAUAGUAACUUCAGCUAAAGCUUCAGAUCUUAGCCUUUCCAUCGGUGGCCGAGUUUUGUCUACCGACGCGUUUGUUCUCGAGAUGAGGGACUUCGACCUUAUUCUCGGAAUGGAUUGGCUAUCCUUUUAUCAUGCAGAUAUCAGAUGCCAUGACCGGGAGACUACUCUUUAUCUUCC